ACCACUAGCUAUAACCGUAUUGCUUCCUCACCAUCAGGAGAGUCAAGAGCGAACGCCUAAGUUAUAAUCUCCCGUUCGAGGAUCUCCCGCGAUGCUGUCCAACUGUUCGCGGUUUGUGCCUCGUGUAAUAACAAGAAUUAGUAUAUCACGAACGAAGGUUGUGAGAUCUUUAUACAGUCAAGGGCACAUUCUAUUUAUCCACACCCAACAUGUGGUCAACAAGAACUCACGAUUAUGUACAAAAUAUAAGAAAUUCCACUGUUGGAUAGACCAGGCGAGACAUAUUCAUUCGACGUCUUCAUUAUGGGAAAUAAAGGAAGUUGUAGUGCCAGCAUUUGCAGAAAGCGUAAGCGAAGGAGACGUCAGAUGGGAGAAGAAAGUUGGUGAUCAAGUUAAGGAAGAUGAUGUCUUGUGUGAAAUUGAAACAGAUAAGACUUCAGUUCCUGUACCAGCACCAGGUCCUGGUGUAAUAAAAGAGAUAUUUGUCAAAGAUGGUGAAACAGUAAAGCCAGGACAGAAACUAUGUACUAUUGACAUUGGUGCAGUUGGAGCACCACCAGCUGAAAAACCAGCUGAGAAGGCUCCAAGUCCUCCUGCACCUAGUGCAGCACCACCACUGCCAUCAGCACCAUCUCCUCCAUCUCCUCCACCACCACCACCACCUCCACCAUCAGCACCACCUUCUACAACUAUACCUCCACCAGCAGCUAAACCUACACCUCCACAAGCACCUGCAGCAUCUAUGCCUGUUGCAGCGAUUAAACAUGCUCAAUCAUUGGAAGGUGCAAAGGUGCAACUGCCUCCUGCUGACUACACACGUGAAAUCAUUGGUACUAGAACAGAACAACGAGUGAAAAUGAACAGAAUGCGAAUACGCAUCGCAGAACGAUUAAAAGACGCUCAAAAUACGAACGCUAUGUUAACUACGUUUAAUGAAAUUGACAUGAGUCGCAUCAUGGAGUUUCGCAAAAUGCAGCAGGAAAAUUUUACAAAGAAGUAUGGUUUGAAGCUAGGAUUUAUGAGUCCGUUUAUUGCAGCGAGUGCUUACGCUCUGAAAGACCAACCAGUAGUAAAUGCUGUGAUAGAUGGCACUGACAUAGUUUACAGAGACUAUGUUGACAUUAGUGUAGCAGUUGCAACACCAAAGGGUCUCGUGGUGCCAGUUCUUCGUAGCGUAGAAAACAAGAAUUACGCCGAAAUUGAAAUCGCUAUGGCAGCUAUAACUGACAAAGCGAGGAAAGGCAAGAUAUCCGUCGAAGAUAUGGAUGGUGGUACAUUCACAAUAAGUAACGGUGGUGUAUUUGGCUCUCUGUUGGGAACGCCUAUUAUCAAUCCACCGCAAAGUGCAAUUCUCGGAAUGCAUGGAGUGUUCGACAGGCCUGUUGCAGUGAAGGGCGAGAUUAAAAUUCGUCCAAUGAUGUAUGUCGCCUUAACGUACGAUCAUCGAUUGAUCGACGGACGCGAGGCUGUGCUGUUCUUGAGAAAGAUCAAAGACGCCGUGGAAGAUCCGAGAAUUAUUUUAGCUGGCAUUUAAGCCUCGUAAAUAUUUUUAUCGAGUCGCUUCAAUCACGCCUUACAUCAUGUUCAGAGCAUUUUGUACAUGUUGUAUUAUAUUCUGUUCGUCGAGGCUUUUUGCCUCGGAAAACAUAUUCUCAAACACUUACUAACCAUUGUGAUAAAAACGAAAGUAAGAAAAGAAAAAAAAUAUUGCACGAAUAAGAGACAUCUCUACUUGGAAGGCUCUAUGUUACUAACCAAGUAUUAUUUCGAUUAGUUCGCGUCUUAAUGUACCGAUAACACAAACAACGUACGAUAUACAACAAUUCUUGCAUCGUAACGUUUUUUAAACAUCAAAUAGAACUUUGUCUGAAAAGAAAAUUCUUGUUUCUUUUUUUGUUAGUAUUUUUUGCGGUUCAAUCAUGAGAUGGAUUCUGUAAUAAUUGAAAGAAAUUGAAGCAAAUUAAGUGCUGCACAUAAUGUAGAACCUGUUGCUUCAAAGAAGCGUACGUACAUGCAAUGCAAUAAGGCUUAUGCUCUACUAAUUGGCCUCGAUAGAAUUUGAUUAUAUUUCUUUUAAACGUUUUACAUUAUUAUUCAAUGCCCUUCUUUUGUAAAAAUUAUACACACGACCGUCUCGUUUUUAACACGGUCGUUUGGAGCAAUCGUUUUAUUGUUUUUAACUCUUCUUACUCUGAUUUUAACGGCUUUGAACGGGAUGUUACGAAAAGAAGCGAUAACUGAAAGGCUAGAGAAAGAUACUUUAUUGCAAAGAUAAGUGUAUCGAAGUAUUAAAAUAAAAUUUCACGAAUCUA
Frieseomelitta varia is the source of this 2312-nucleotide messenger RNA. RefSeq names its product dihydrolipoyllysine-residue succinyltransferase component of 2-oxoglutarate dehydrogenase complex, mitochondrial. The transcript has 9 exons. Gene Ontology annotation, cellular component: oxoglutarate dehydrogenase complex. Gene Ontology annotation, molecular function: dihydrolipoyllysine-residue succinyltransferase activity. The coding region runs from base 92 to 1534 and encodes 480 amino acids. The record is from RefSeq and is a predicted model, not a curated record. Lineage: Eukaryota; Metazoa; Arthropoda; Insecta; Hymenoptera; Apidae. Gene Ontology annotation, biological process: tricarboxylic acid cycle.